AUGAAACAAAUAAUUUUCAUUUUUUUAACUCUAUUUAUUUCAUUAAUAUUUUCCGAAUCAUCUGUUUAUAAUAAAUUUGAAUUCUUAGGCGAAGGAUGUUCAGAUUUUGGUGAUAAUUUAACAAUUUCAAAUUGCCAACCUUUAUGUACCAACCAUUUUGCUUCAAUUUCACCAAGUAGUUCUAUUUCCAAUGGUUUUGAUAUUAUUUUAUAUAAUAAUUCAGAUCAAUCAUGUAAUGUACCACUAAUUCCAACCUUAAAUUUUACUUGUCUUGAUAAUGAGACUCCAGUUAAAUUUGAAGAUUUUGCAGUUAUUUGUCAACAACAACAACCACCACAACCAGUAUCAAAAUUUAUUAGUUUCCAAUUUUUAGGUGAUUCAUGCCCAGAUAAUGGUGAUUAUUUAAAUGUUUCUAAUUGUCAAAAUGCAUGUGGAACUGAUUUAAUUUCAAUUUCUCCAAGUCCAGAUGUAACAGAUGGUUUCAUUGUAAAUUUUUAUAAUUUAACUGAUACUCUUUGUAAAACACCAAUUGCUAAUGAUGUUUUCCAAUGUCAAAAUAAUGUCAGUGAAUCUAUAAUUAAUGAUGGUACUAAUGAAUUUGAUAUCUAUUGUAGUACCACUGUUCCAACACCAGCUCCAUUACCAUCUCCUUCCCAAUUUACUAGAUUCUUAUUGUAUGGUGAUUCAUGUCCAGAUAGUGGUCAAUAUUUAAAUAUUUCAAAUUGUCAAAAUACCUGUGGUACUGAUCUCGUUUCAAUUUCUCCAAAUCCAACUGUUACUGAUGGUUUCCUUGUAAAUUUUUAUAAUUUAACUGAUACUCUAUGUAAAACCCCAAUUGGUAAUGAUGUUUUCCAGUGUCAAAAUAAUGAUACCGAAUCAAUAAUCAGUGAUGGUGAUAAUGAUUUUGAAUUAUAUUGUGAAUAUCCAGCAACAUUAUCCCCAUUACCAACAAAAACUCCAUCACCAACUCCUUCACCAACUCAAUCACCAACUCCUUCACCAACUCCUGCCCCAUCAAAAUAUAAUGAGUUUGAAUUAUUGGGCGAUAAUUGUCCUUCUGCUGGUGAUCAAGUUGUAAUUGGUCUUUGUCAAAAUGCUUGCAAUUAUAGAUUGGUUAAUAUUAUUCCAAGGGAUGAUGUUUCUGAUGGUUUUAUCAUUGAGUACUAUAAUAUUACUGAUACUUAUUGUCAAACUAUUUUAGAUACAGACGAAUUCCAAUGUUCUGCCAGUACUUCAGUUGUUGAUUUGUUCAAUAUUAAUUGUGAAGCUGUUACUCCUGCACCUCCAUCUCCAACUCCAAAUCCUUCAAAUGGUAAUAUCUUUGGAUUUUAUGGUGAUUAUUGUCCUUCUGCUGGUGAUAGACUUGAAGUUGGACUUUGUCAAAAUGCUUGUAAUUAUAAAUUACUUAGUAUCAUUCCUAGUGACGAUGAUAAUGAAUCUUUUAAUGUUCAAUACUUUGAAUUAAAUGAUACCUAUUGUCAAACCGUUGUUGAUAAUGAUUAUUUCGAAUGUGCAGAUGGUGAAUCAAAUAUUGAUGAUUUCCAAGUUAAUUGUUUAGUAACCCCAUCACCAUCACCAACUCAAACUCCUUCACCAACUCAAACUCCAACUCAAACUCAAACUCCAACUCAAACUCCAACUCAAACUCCAACUCAAACUCCAACUCAAACUCCAACUUCAACUCCAUCAAGAUAUAAUUAUUUUGAAUUCUAUGGUGAUAAUUGUCCAGAAGAUGGUGAUUAUUUAGAGGUUGGUCUUUGUCAAAAUGCAUGUGAUUAUUUAAGAGUUAGUAUCAUUCCAAGACAAGGUGUUACUGAUGGAUUUACUGUUCAAUAUUAUAAAUUAAAUGAUACAGUUUGUGAUAAUCAAAUUGAUUCUGAUGUUUUCCAAUGUUCAGGUAGUGCUUCAUCUAUUGAUUAUUUUGAUAUUUAUUGUGAUGUUUCUACACCAUCGCCAACUGAAACAACAACACCAACCCAAACACCAACUCAAUCUCCUUCAACAUCAGAAUAUGAUGGUUUUGAUUUUUAUGGUCAAGUUUGUCCAACCACUGGUUAUAAUCUUACAGUUGGAAAUUGUCAAAAUCUUUGCGACUAUAGAAGAGUUUCUAUUAUUCCAUCCGAAAUAACUCAAGAUGAAUUCCAAGUACAGUUUUAUCAAGUUUCAGAUAAAAAAUGUGCAAAUGUUAUUGAAUCUUCAUCAUUACAAUGCAAUAAUGGUGGUAACUCUACAACAAUUGAUCAAUUUAACAUUUAUUGUGAAAAAUCUUUUACCCCAACUAAUACAUCCUCUAAUUCAAGCCAUGAAAAUAUUGGUUAUAAAUUUGAAACUAAUAAUUUAUUAAUAUUACUUUUAUUGUUAAUUUCAAUUUUUAUUUUUUAUUAA
Molecule: messenger RNA, 2385 nt
Organism: Dictyostelium discoideum AX4
Lineage: Eukaryota; Evosea; Eumycetozoa; Dictyosteliales; Dictyosteliaceae
Exons: 1
Coding region: 1-2385 (794 amino acids)
Cellular component (GO): plasma membrane
Source: RefSeq, a predicted model, not a curated record